Messenger RNA from Amoebophrya sp. A120, 3582 nucleotides. The record is from the annotation of a GenBank genome assembly. NCBI's taxonomy places the organism in Eukaryota, Dinophyceae, Syndiniales, Amoebophryaceae.
UUGUACUAGCACCUUCAAGUUAUUGGGUAAGUUUCGACGCGAUAGCACUAUCAAAUGCAAAAGUGUCUGGGUCUGGAAGAAUGCAAGUCUGUCAUGCUUGUCUGGCAUGACUUGAGAGUCUGUGUUGCAUAGGCAGGAAAAAGCCCUCUUACCUGUCAUGCAAAAACGCAGUUUGCCAUAUGGCGCCGUAUACUAUCUCAACGCUCAACUAUCUCAAAAUUUUUCAACCCAAUAUUAAAUAGGUAGUUCAAGUAGCUAGUUUAUUCAGCUAACACAUGAUGCUUAUGUAGCUAGAUUUUUGGCGUGACAGAUUAAGUUAGAUCAAUGAAAGUCGUCCGGUCCUGCUCCGCCGAUUUUUUCUAGUCCUGUUGCUUCCCUCAUGACCCCUUCCGGACACCCCUUCCGCGAACCCCUGAAAGGUGCUCAAAAAGCUGCAUUUUUUCAGUGCGCCCUAGCAUCGGCGGAAGCUUAUUAUUGCCCCCCUCAGCUACCCCCCUCGCCGACCCCCCUUCCGGGGGGGCCCCUCACAGACGGGGUCGAAAGGGGUUCCGGAAAUUGACAGGGCGGCGGAGCGGGACCAGACGAUUUCUUCUAAUAUAGCUCAUUUGUCAUGCAAAACAGUUAUCUACUUGCAUAUAAUUCACUAUCUACAUAAACUACCUACUUUAGAUAGCUAUAUAGAGUUGAGGUAAAAAAAUUUGAGAUAGUUCGACGUUGAGAUAGUAUACGGCGCCAUAUGCCAUGCGGAAUACGUAAGACACGGCAGCCAAAAAAAUUGUCAUGCAUAGUUGCGUAUUGCAGUGCGUCUAUCAUUCACUUGUAGCAUUACAAGUUUCCAGACCCAGACAUUUUUGCAAUCCAUUGGCACUAGGAGCGAACGACUAGCGAUCGAGCAGCGAGUUAUCCUGUGCAAAAGUAUCGUACUCGUACAAAUGCUAACGCAAGUCUUGCAUUACAAAUCUUGUUUCCAAGGCAAAUCUGCAUUACAAAUUUUAUUUCUCAUGCUGAGGAAAUUUGUAAUGCAUUUAUACGAGUGCGAUACUUUUGCAGUUCAUACGAGUAACGACGAAGCGAAACUAUCCUUUACCCGGCGAUCCCUUUUGUCCCAUACAGUUGUUGCGACAAAAAGCGAUUUAUAGUACACAAAUCAAUGCAGUUUACUAUGUCCUCUUGCGACAAAGCGAUAGUAUACAGAAGAACUGCGUUCUACUUUAUUUUCGAGUUCUUGUAGCUGAUGUUGUGUGCAUCUCCUUGAACUUGAAGUACUUGCCGGGGGCGGCGGCAAGAAACGAUAAAACUCGACUACGAUAAAACCUCUACCACAUUUACCUAUUUUGGUAGUACAAAUUAUUUCUUUGAGGAUAGCAGGUCGUAUUUCAACACUACGUACUUUUGCUAGCGUACUAAAAAUGAUCAGUUGGGCACAUGGCACAUCAGCGAAUCCCCGUUGGUAUGCUGCUGUCUCGGCUACGAAAAUUUUUUCGCUACAAAGAAAUGUAGUUUGAACGCCGCGUCGACCUCCUGUGGAAAAAGCCGGCUACAGCCUACGGAGGUUUUCUGUAGUAAGUUGCAAGAAUUCUUGCUCCGGUUUAGAAAGUAGAUACUUACCCGCCUAAGAAGUGCGAUGAGAUCAUUAUCUGUCUGUGACAACGAACUAUGCAACGAAUGUCAUGGCUCGUAGGCCCGAUAAGAUUCGCUGUAUAUAUGAAAUAUAUGGGUUUUUUGUCCGCCGCAAACGAGGAACCUCACCUCCACAGAGAAGAUGAUCUGAUAGAUAGCGCUCCUACCUUACAACGAUGAAAAAUGCUUUCGCUUUCAAAAAUCAAAUUUUUCUUUGCCCCCCUUAAGCGUCGGCCCAGAUAGGACCCCGCUGGUGGCCUCGUUGAAGUGGAAGGCAUUGGGCAGGUGAGCAGCGAAGCUUUUUUUUGUUGCCUGAAUCACUUCAGUGUGUUGAUGUCGUCAGUUUCUUCUUCUCGUUAUGUACUUAGCCUGUCGCGGUGAUAGGUGGCGCAAAUAUGCGACCGCGAUUGCGCCUGCUUUUCCGCAUAGUCCUUUGCUGCCGGGGUGGGCGCCCCGGCGCUGCGCAUCGCCGUGAGCGGCAUGCUGAGCACCGCCCUGGGGGGCGCGGCAAGUAGUCGGCCAAAUCCGGAGGCGAGGUCGGUGCUCCCACUGGAACGUCAGGGAAGUUGCCCCGCAAACUCCUAUCCGCAACAGGUCUUCUCUACAGUCCAAGACCUCCUGCGCGGUGCGCAAAUUGCCGCGCAGGGCUUCCAUGAAAUUUGUCACGAAAGGGCGCUGGGUUGUCAUGCUAUUGGGCGACAAGUUUGCGACGCCAUAGAUGCCUCCUGCGGGUUCGUGUUUUUUCUUGGAUAUCCGCCAGCCCAUGCAGACACACUAGCAGGAGCCCACCGGUUUUUGGAGGCCAUUCGGUCACCAUUUACGCACCGAGGCGCCGCUUUCUGACGAUGUUCGCUGUCUUUGUUGUGAGGAGGAAUUUUCCCUGUGUUGCGAUGACCUGAGUCGACAUUGUCGGACUUUGACUAUCACCAGGAGGACCAAAAGCGUUGCCAUUUGUGUUGCCCUUCGGAAGGGCUUUGGCAAGACUUAACGCGCUAUAAAAAAAUCAAGUGAAAGCGUUUUUUAGUUCCUGUAAAAAACGCUUUCGCGAUUUUUGGCCUCCAAAAAAACGCUUUCAAGGGGGGGGGGUAUAAUGAAGGGCAAAGAGAACACCUGGAGCCAGAAUCAUCUGGGCUCCCGGGGUUCCGAAAUGGUCAUCGCUACGGACCCAACGUGUCCGCGCCUGGGCCCAAUGAAAACAAGCCCGCUACGUGCCCAACCACCUUGGCCCAACACUUUAGCCGUUUGGGGGGCCGUCGCGCGGUCGCGUCUAUCUUCGUACCUGGUGGGCUCGCGCGCCAGCAUCGCCACGGCCACGCGUUUGGCCGCGCAAUGUUUUCCAAGGCUCUUACAGGGACCCCGGCCCCUUCUCCCUUUUUUUGGAACGAAACUUGCAAGCGCCCAACGUGGGGCGGACACAGUGCGGCAGCUCGAGGCAACUCGAAGACCGCCCGUUGUUUCCAUCAGUAUUGGCAACCAUUAACCUUUGCUGUAGUUCCAAGGCGGAACUAUCUCCCAUAGCGGCUCGCCCCCAUUGACUUCCCUCGCAGGGUGUGGCGGAUAGGAUGGCGCCCAGGGUGGGCGCCGAAGCUGGGAGGCUUGUGUCGCUGGUUAGCGUCUACCUGCUUCAGACAUCCUUCACGGAACAUCUCAAGCACUACGCAACUUGCGCCAGCCAUCACCGCGACAAGCUAGCUGUGUGCUUUCGUCUUCCCAUUCGUCAUCAAGAAACUUCAUUUGCAAAAAAAGCAACUCCAAGGCUGGAGGAACCGGAGCCGCUUGUGGGGUCGCUGACCGGGAUGACGCAGAUGCGGUCAGUUGGGCAGGAUGCUAGAGACGGGCUGCAAAAAAAUUUAAAUUUUGAAAGCGAAAGCGUUUUUCAUCGCUGUAUACCUAUUUGUUUUGAAUGUGACCGAAGAUGACUAUUUAUGUUUUGACUUUAAAUUGUUCUUGUUGUCUGAUUGA